UUGAGAAUUUUGGAAGUAAUGGAUGUUAGGGAUAAUUAUUGCGGAUAUAAUGGAUGUUUGAGAUUGCGGGAAAAUGGAUGUUGGGAUAAUUAUGGUGGAAAUAAUGAAUGUUGGGGGAUAGUUGGGAAUUGUAAAAUGAUGUUGGAGAUUGUUGGGAAUUGUGGAAGUAAUGGAU
Messenger RNA from Diversispora eburnea, 175 nucleotides. NCBI's taxonomy places the organism in Eukaryota, Fungi, Glomeromycota, Glomeromycetes, Diversisporales, Diversisporaceae. The record is from the annotation of a GenBank genome assembly.